AUGGAUCCAGGACUAUCCUCAUCCAGCAACGUCUCUCCAAGACCUGGGCCGCAAAGUAAUCGAAAAGAGCGCGGUGCCAUUGCAGCUCAGGCUUGUGAGACGUGCCGCAACCGAAAACAAAGAUGUGAUGAACAAAGGCCAAAGUGCGGUACAUGCCAGAGAUUCAAGCUCGACUGUCGAUACCGAGAACCCCAACCAACAAAGAAGGAUAAGACUCUGGUUGAGAUUCUAGACCGACUCAAGACUGUCGAAAGUAAGCUUGACAACCUGGGUCAAAGGGAAAAUACGACUCCUCCCCUCUUCACCAACCCUCAACCUCCAGCCGUUUAUUCCACCAACACGCCGCUACUGGUGGAUCCCGACUCCCACGAUCCUCUUCCAGGCACAUCCUUACCCAAUCAUCCUACAAGUCCAACGCCCAACCGUGACACAGGCGGCUUUCGCUAUGACUCGUCUGUGUCUAAGAUGUCAGAAUGGCCCGUUGUGCGCCAGAUGUUCGAAAGCCUUGGCCAGAAGGCUCCAUCCGCCAUGGGUGAGAUUCCUGCAAUUCCGAGAGGACUUCGCGCCUCAAACGUUACUCUGCCAUCCGACGGACUCCAAACGGUAGGAAUACCAAGUAACAGCACCCUGCAGAUACCCCUGCACCUCUCAGGCUCUACCUCGACCCUUAACCUCAGCCCCCCAAGUGUGGACUGGGAGACCAUGCAAAGACUCAGCAAGGCUUAUUUCGAUGUCAUCAACAUGCUCCAUCCUAUCUUGGACAGACAGUGGUUCAACUCGAACGUACUGAGUUCAAUCAUCAAUAAUGGAUUUCAAGAAGGAGCGCUUUCAUCCCUUGUACUGCUUGUCUUUGCGCUUGGAGAGGUGGCGCUCACCACAUCAGAAGUGCCAAUCUCGGCUUACAAGCAGCGACCAUCUGGAAUCAAGGGAGGUACUAUCGAUCGGCCACCUGGUCUUGCUUAUUUCAAUGAGGCACGGAAAAGGAUGGGGUUUGGUAUGAGUGAAGUCAGCCUGCAAAAUGCGCAGAUGUUGGCGCUUGCUUCGCUCUACUACUCAAGCUGCGGACAAGCUCUAGAAUGUUGGAGGAUGAAUGUUUAUGCGUCUUUGGCCUGCCAGGGUCUAAUAACGAGCAAACCUGACGAAUUACACGGCCCCCUAACAGAUCUGGUCAAGCGAGUCUUCUGGCACUGCUCAAUCAUGGAAACGUGCUUCCACAUGGAGUUUGGACUACACCUGACUGGGCUAGAAAAGCUGGAGGAAACAAUUGGUCUCCCUGACUUCAGUGGACCGAUGACUGACGAGGACUAUAUCGUCAAUCAACAAACUCACUUUCAUGAGCAUUUCGCUUCUCAAAUCGUUCUCCGAAGGCUCUCGGUCAAUUUCCAUUCUGUUCUCAACAAGACCUUUGGCACAGAGGCCUCUCUGCCCCCCCUUACGGGGUUCGCUCCCUUCAACAUCUCUUCGAGUCCCGGGACCGCAGCUGUCAUGAAACAACUCGACGCACAGCUAGAGCAGUGGAAGGGCAUGUUACCCAGCCAUCUAAGAUGGCAGGAUAAUCACGAUGUGGCCUUCGCGGAGCCUUCACAUAAUGCCUUUGGUGACGUAUAUACGGAAGAAUCUCUUCAGAGCAAUUGCAUGUUUACGCCGGAUCUUGAUACUCCACCAGCCACGUAUCCGUUCGCAGCCGACAUACAAACCGCACUUCUCCGAACACGAUACAGCUACAACAAACACCUCAUACACAGACCCUGCAUUUUUAAGGCUCUUCAUCACCCUGAGAGCCUGACUCGGGAGGAUGCUGAAGGUGCGGCAGAAUGUCUCAAAGCCUCGAUUAAGUGGCCCAUUGCCUUAUCACCCCCAUGUACCAACAAACGACUUGUGCCGAUCACUUUCUUCUGGUCACAGAAUCUUCUGGGCGUUCUAAUUCUGUUGCAUUUAUCGCAGCAGCACCCCAUGUUGAGUCGGAUCCGGUCGUCGCUUUGCGGGCAACGCUUCGAUGUGGAUGCCUCCCAAACGGUUACAGUAUAUUUAGACUGGCUACGCGACAUGAAAAAGAUAGAUUCAACGGCGAACUGGUGCUGGAAUAUCGCUCGCUUGGUCUAUCAAUUGGAUGAUUAG
Fusarium fujikuroi IMI 58289 is the source of this 2118-nucleotide messenger RNA. Its product is annotated as related to acetate regulatory DNA binding protein FacB. The transcript is spliced from 7 exons. Gene Ontology annotation, molecular function: DNA binding; zinc ion binding; DNA-binding transcription factor activity, RNA polymerase II-specific. The coding region runs from base 1 to 2118 and encodes 705 amino acids. The record is from RefSeq and is a predicted model, not a curated record. Lineage: Eukaryota; Fungi; Ascomycota; Sordariomycetes; Hypocreales; Nectriaceae. Gene Ontology annotation, biological process: DNA-templated transcription; regulation of DNA-templated transcription.